AUGCCUUCUGCAACAAAGUCCACAAAAAUGACCAACGGCGAGAGCAGCGGUCUCAGUGCCGGGAAGUUGAGCCAUAUUCCAGACGCGAGCAACGGUGUUGUCGACCGAUUCUCACAGUCAGCUUUUGCUGAUGAGCCUUACUUCGCUCGUGCACGCAUGCAAGAUCGGUCAGCUCACGUAUCACGUUUGAGCAGUCAACUUGACGCAACCGAAGAAAUAUUGCGGAAAUGA
Messenger RNA from Aspergillus fischeri NRRL 181, 231 nucleotides. RefSeq lists its product as uncharacterized. Bases 1 to 231 code for a protein of 76 amino acids. Lineage: Eukaryota; Fungi; Ascomycota; Eurotiomycetes; Eurotiales; Aspergillaceae. The record is from RefSeq and is a predicted model, not a curated record. The transcript has 2 exons.